Bactrocera oleae (olive fruit fly) is the source of this 701-nucleotide messenger RNA. RefSeq names its product ubiquitin-like protein 4A. The record is from RefSeq and is a predicted model, not a curated record. Gene Ontology annotation, molecular function: protein-folding chaperone binding. Lineage: Eukaryota; Metazoa; Arthropoda; Insecta; Diptera; Tephritidae. Gene Ontology annotation, biological process: post-translational protein targeting to endoplasmic reticulum membrane; tail-anchored membrane protein insertion into ER membrane. Gene Ontology annotation, cellular component: BAT3 complex.
AGAAUUAAAAUAUCAUAUAAUCAAAAAGGGUUAUAAAAAUAAAAAAGAGUAUAUAAAUAUAUCUGAUAGGAUUUAUACAAAAAGAUUUGAUUUAAUUCUCUGUCAAGAGCGAGUGGAAAUGUGGCAUUAGGAGUAUUUUUUAGUUCACAAUAAAUAUUUCUCAUCGACCCCAUCACAGUUUGCAGUAUUUUUUUAGAAUAGUAACUAACAGAUUUUAUCCCUGUAACAAAUAGUAAUUUUUACUUGAUUUUGAUAUAAAACAUGCAGAUAACUAUAAAGAUUUUAAAAGGUCAAGACAUUACAUUAAAUGUUGAGCCGCAUACUUUAAUAUCGGAAAUGAAAAAGGAAAUUGAAAGUAAAUUGCAAAUACCAUUGCCAGAGCAAAAAUUGCUUCUGCUUGGGCGUACAUUGAAAGAUGAGAAUACUGUUUCCGCAUAUCCAAAUUUACAUGAAGGGUGUAAAUUAAAUUUGGUAGUGAUGCGUCCUCGAAUAGAAGGACUACGAGAGAUCCUGCAGAAAUCAUUUCGAAAAUACUAUAAUGAACCACAAGCUGACAACUUGGUUACUGCUUUUAUGACCGAUUUUGAAACGAAUUUAAAACAAAUGAGCGUGGACGAUAUUGAACGUUUAUCUGAGAGUUUAUUAGGUGUAUAAAUUAGAAAAAUCCAAUAAUAUAAUUGAAGUUUCUAAGUAAAAAUUAA